CAGGGAGGCCUGCCCGGUGAUCAUCCUGACCCGGCGAUGGACGCGGCCCCUCAGGGGCGGGGAGCGCCCUGCCUCAGCUGCAGGCUUCCAGUGUUGGAGGACGUGGUGGGGGUCUGUAGCUGCGCUUCAGACUCGAUUUUUCCAGUUCAUUCAUGCUGAGUGUUAGCAGUUCUUUUCUACGGUUUUUUUUUGACCUUCUAAUGGAGAUAAAAGCAGCUGUCAGAAGAUACGAAACAAGAAAUAAGACAGCAGGAACAGAACUGUCAUUAUCCAAAUCCCGAGUUGAUUGGAGACGCACUAAAAGGGAGCUCAUACUGUUUGACAGCGAUGACGAAUCCUCAGGUACAUCUGAGGAGGAAGAACCUACCACAUCAGAAGAUGAAGUAGAUGAGAAAGAUGAAACUGUUGUGAAGAACAGACUUUUAGAUCAGGAGGAGAAAAGCCGUUCUGAGGAAGUAACAGAAGAUGGUGAGGAUGAGUACAUCGUACCUGGGAAGCGUAAAAGGUUGAACACCUCUGUCUUGUAUGACAGUGAUGAAAGUGAGGGCAGUGAUAUACUUGUUAGAAAAGUUUUUGCUAAACGCCACUGUAUAAUGGAUGAAGAUGACAGUUCUGAAGAACAUCAGCCUGUUAAAACCUGCCCUACAGAAAAUGUUUCUACUAAUAGGAAACAGAAAGUAUUUGCAAAAUUGAAAGAACUUGCAAGACAAAGAGCAACUUGGAGCAGUGAAAGUUGUGAGGAUUCUAAUGGUGAAGGAGAAACAGAAGAGGAACCAUUCUGUCACAUGCCCCUCACAUCAACAGAAGAUGGUGAAACUGACAGUGACAGCAUGAAAGAUUUCAUAGUAGAAGAGGAAGAUGAUGAUGACAACACAGAGCACAUAACAAGUGAAAACCAGCCACAACAGAAGAAACUAAAUAUAUCAAAUAGCGAGUUGCUGGCAUACUAUGUCCCACACCAUGGAACAAGACAAAAGAAAUACGCGCAAGAUAUGUUGCUUUCACUUCAUUAUUUGGAUGACCGCUUCAUUCAACCUCGUCUUGAGAACUUAAUCUCUAGAAGUCGCUGGAAAGAUCGAUACAAGGAGCGUGUGGAUUGUUAUCCAGAUGUUCGCAUAAUCUUGAAAAAUCGAGAAAGUAAGUCUUGUCAGGCCUGUGAAUUGAAUCGGCAUUGUCAGUUUAAUGUGCAGCUCUCUGGAAAGCUUUAUAAUAGUAGAACUUUGGAAGUGGAUGACUUCAUGUCGGAUGACAAACAGGUUUUGAAGGUUGGCGUGGUAUGUGCAAAUCGUACAAGAGUUUAUCAUAAUUUGAAGCACUUCAAAUACAAGUUGUAUAUGGAUUGCAGCUCUAUUACUGAGUUGGAUGGUGUUGAGGAUGAACCAGUCAAAGACACAGUCACACGGCUUUUCAGCCAUUUGGAAGACAGUGGGUGGAUUCAGAAGAGAUAUAAUGAUCUUGAAGACUACAUGAAUGAUGCAGACAAUUUUCAAGAAGAGAAGAUGGAUUAAGAGGUCAUAUAGCUCUUUGAAAGACAUCUUGUAAAAAUUUGAAUGGCCUGCUUUAUCUGCAUAUACUUUAUCUUUCUUGGUCUUCAAGAUUCCUUUUAGGUUGUUACACUUAAAUCUGUAUGCCUUUAAACUACUGUUUGAGAAUGUGUGCUGUAUAUUUUUUUUUCUCACCUGUGUCAGUAGUAACUUGACAAGGAUUACCAAAUCAGUCCUUCCAGUCUUACUGCAUAGGUUACUUUAAGUUUCCUUCUGUUCUUAAAAAUAACACCUCAAUAUGUGUUUAUUUGUGAAAUAAACUCCCACCUAUUUAUAUUGAGCUGUACCAUAGGGAAAGUAGGAGAUGCUGAGACCUUUUUCAGUAGGUUAUUUGGAAGAGUAAAGCUAUGUUAUACAAGAACAUAUGACGUGCAUCUUACCUUUUUUAUUGCUCGUUAUAUGUAAGGAAGUCCAACCAUUUAGAAUGAUAGUUACAAUAAAUGGGACCUGAUGCAAAGAUAUUUCUCUCUUCUGAGGAAUCAGUAUAGGCUGUUGCAAGGCAACAGAGGAGAUACUCUGCAAUCCUGACUACGUCUGCAGCACAGUAGUCAUUCCUCUCUUUAGAGAGUAGGUGAUGAGUCAUAUUAUAGGCGUCAUACAGACUGAGUCUGGCUUAGCAAUCUAAAUGAACAGUUGGGCUCACAGUGCUGUCUCUGAUAAGCAGCUGGAGCAAUUUACUGAGAUUUUAAACAUCAAAUUACUUUGUGCAAACAUAGUGGCCACAACUUGCAGUAACUAAAAAAUUAAGAGAAUGGAUUGAUGUGGCCAUGCAAGAUAAGCAAGAAUUAUUCCAGUGUAACUUAGCAGAAAGUAGGAGUUACUCUGAAUUGUGAUGCAUGGCUUAUCUGAAUGGCAUGAAGUUCAAAUCAGAGUUCUUUGGAACCAGGGGAGUAGAUUUUUGAGUGAGGAAGGGUUAAGUACUGUGUUGUCCAUUCUGAGAAAUUGGACAUGAGCUGGCACUGUGCGCUCACACCCCAGAAAGCCAAUUCUAAGCCAGGCUGCAUAAAAGGAAGUGUGGCCAGCAGGUCCAAGGAGGUGAUUCCCCCAACUACUUUUGCUCUCAUGACACACCUCCUGGAGUGCUGCAUCCAGCUCUGGGGUCCCCAUCACAAUAAAGACAUGGACCUGUUAGAGGGGGUCUAGAGGAGGCCAUGAAAAUGGUCAGAGGACUGGAACACCUCUCAUAUGAAGAAAGGCUGAGAGUGUUUGGGGUGGUUCAUCCUGGAGAAGAGAAGGCUCUGUGUAGACCUUACUGUGGCCUUUCACUGCUUAAAGGGUGCUUAUAAGAAAAACAGAGAGACAUUUUUACCAAGGCCUGUAGUGACAGGCAACAGUUUUAAAUGGAAAGAGGGUAGGUAUAGAUGGACAUAAGGAAGAUAUUUCUUAUGAGGAAGGUGGUGAGACACUGGAACUGGUUGCCCAGAGUUGUGGCUGCUCCCUCCCUGGCAGUGUUCAAGGCCAGGUUGGACUGGGCUUU
This is a messenger RNA of Athene cunicularia (burrowing owl), 3021 nucleotides long. RefSeq names its product coiled-coil domain containing 82 (gene CCDC82). Lineage: Eukaryota; Metazoa; Chordata; Aves; Strigiformes; Strigidae. Bases 153 to 1508 code for a protein of 451 amino acids. The record is from RefSeq and is a predicted model, not a curated record. Gene Ontology annotation, cellular component: nucleus. The transcript has 7 exons.